Papaver somniferum (opium poppy) is the source of this 2753-nucleotide messenger RNA. RefSeq names its product serine/threonine-protein kinase EDR1-like. Gene Ontology annotation, biological process: protein phosphorylation. Gene Ontology annotation, molecular function: protein kinase activity; ATP binding. Lineage: Eukaryota; Viridiplantae; Streptophyta; Magnoliopsida; Ranunculales; Papaveraceae. The transcript has 14 exons. The coding region runs from base 731 to 1924 and encodes 397 amino acids. The record is from RefSeq and is a predicted model, not a curated record.
UUUUUGAUCGUGUAAAUUUCAUAAAACCAAAGGGCUUAACAUUAAAGUGGGAUUUCUGUUCUCUAGACUCUAGCUGAUUCUGUAAAAUCAUGUUAGAGUUUGAGUUUUGAUAAUUAAAGUAGCUUUCAUCUUCCCCUAAACCCUAUCGAAAUAGUAUCCAUAGAAUGUCAAUUUUCGAACUUUCUAAUUCUUCUCCUUCGCAUAAUUCUCAUCGUACUGGUUUUAAACAAUCAAAUCGGCUGGAGUGUCUCCAAUUAUUAUUAACUGCUUCAGCCAACAAGAAUAUGAUAGGGAAGUUCCUCUUGUUGGAGAUGUUGAGUCUGUCGCAGGUAUUCUUGGCGCAGUGAAAGAGAGAAGAAGACGAGGAGGGGGGAAUGUGGUGGUGGCGUGACAGAGGUUAGGUUUUAGUUAGAGGUGACUGCAGCCGCAGCUGUAUAACUAGCUAAGAUUUUUUACCAGGGAGUUGAGAUUCUGCAAGUGAGAGACAAACAAUGGCCAAGUAUAUUCAACUCGAGAGCUGCUGGCGCAUGGUUCAGGAGUCGAGCAGCUGAACAACUUUAUGGCUACUCUUCAUCAGAAGCAGUUGGUCAGCAUAUCAAAGGCUUUGUGGUUGAGGAGCAUGACAUCAUAGAAGCGGGAGAAUUUACCUGGUUUUGAUUCACAGAACAAACCUCCCAAAGUUACGGUAUCUUCAAUAACAUCGAAACUGGCGUCAAAAUUAAGGGGGAAAAUGUGGCUGAAAACGAGAACUUCUCAUGAGAGCACCAAGAAAUAUGACAACCAUGGUGGUCAUAACUCGUGUUUCGGGUAUCAAAAAACCAUCCUCUCUGACCAUACAGUGCAUGCUUCUGCUGAUGACAAGGACACACAUAAGGCUGGGAGCUACAACAUGAUAGCUUAUAAGUUGAAAGGAAUAUCAUGGGUAUGGGAACACAAACACAAUCAGGUUCCGGACACAAAACUGUUUGGUGGAAGUAAAGCCUCUAGUUCCUUUUCCUAUAAUUUUAAUUAUAAUAGACCAAGUAGCUUGGGCAGUAGGAGUGGUACCAGUAUAACUAGUAGUAGCAGUAGCAGCAGCUCCAGUCAUUGUCUUAAAUUGUCCACAGGAGACUCAUUGAAUUAUGAUAUCUCGUGGGAGGACUUGACAUUUUGUGAACAGAUUCGGCGAGGUUCAUGUGCAACUGUAUGUCAUGGUCUUUGGUGUGUCUCGGAUGUUGCUGUAAAGAUGUAUUUCAACUUUGAGUACUCGGAUGACUUGCUACGUUCCUUCAGACAAGAGGUAUCACUUAUGAAGAGGCUUAGGCAUCCAAAUGUGCUACUCUUUAUGGGGGCGGUAACUUCACUUCGGCGCCUGGGUAUUGUCACCGAGUUCCUCCCACGCGGAAGCUUGUUUAAAUUGCUUCAACGUGAAACUCCUACAUUAGAUUGGAAGCGGCGUGUUCUUAUGGCUUUGGACAUUGCACGAGGUAUGAAUUAUCUUCACAGUUACGACCCACCAAUCGUUCAUCGUGAUUUGAAGUCAUCAAAUCUGUUGGUUGAUAAGGACUGGACUGUGAAGGUUGGUGAUUUUGGUCUCUCUCCACUCAAACACACAACAUUUCUCUCAACAAACAGUGGGAAAGGAACGCCGCAGUGGAUGGCUCCAGAGGUUAUCCGCAAUGAGCCAGCAAAUGGGAAGGCUGAUGUAUACAGCUUUGGAGUGAUAUUAUGGGAGCUCGCCACGUCGAAAAUUCCUUGGGCUGACCUGAAGCCGAUGCAGAGGGGUGGGGCACCACCAGCAAUCAAAGAUACCUUCACCACUGUAAUCUUCACUGAGUGUGUGGCUUCUAAUUUAGAGUUCCUGAAUUCUAGAUAUUGCAACAAGUUCUUGAGUUCCCUCGAUCGCCAUGAAAAACUACAAGUGCACAUCUUCAAGACGCGAUGAAAAACAGUACGGCAGGAACAUAAAAACUAUAAAGCGCUCAGAAAUUAGUAACACUGCCGGAGCUAGUACCACACUUCCACGUCCAUUUGAUCUUAGCCUCUUUACGGGAUAAUGCCAUAAUGGAGUCGAGAUGUUACGGAGCUUCGACGGAAGAGAAUAUACAUGGUAGUCAGCAGCUCUUGGAUUGUUCAUAUCAGAUGUGACUCAAUGGUAAGAAAAGCUAAUCACAUUCAGCACAAGUCCGCAACUUCACAAAAUCCAAGGUGACACUUGGAGAUACAAAGAUGGAAUUAAUUAAACGGAUGGAAUGGGGGGAUGUCAACUAAUUUCCGAAAGGCAUUCUGCCAAAUAUUGCGAGCCUCUGUCAAAGGUAAAUUGAAGCAAAAUCAGAUGAUGAAGAGACUUUUCGUGUUAUGCUGUAGCCGAUACGGAGCUUUAUCAAUCUUCACAGAACAAUUGGGAGACAACACCAGAUGAUAAAUGUGCACAGAGGUAAAAGUCGGUGGAUUUUUUUUCCAAAAACAUGUCAAAUUUGUUUUUAGGAGAGCACAAUCACCGGUAUAAAAAAAAAAUCGCCGGUGCUGAUUAAUAGCAGCUUUUUAACGGUAUUCAUACGGGCAGAAGUUGCUAUAUUUCUGUUGACAUUUGUUCUUUAGGCUCCAUGGGAUCUUGUUGCUAUCCAAUAUUGUAACUGCAGCUAGAGAGUCAAACUCGACCCAUGUAUGCAGUUAACCUUUAAGUGGAUGCUAUUCGUAAGUCGUCUUUCAUUUGUUUUUGUACAACUAAACCGAAUCAAUCUCAGAUAGUAGAAAUGUAAAUUCAGAGUGUA